This is a messenger RNA of Naegleria fowleri, 1230 nucleotides long. RefSeq lists its product as uncharacterized. The record is from RefSeq and is a predicted model, not a curated record. NCBI's taxonomy places the organism in Eukaryota, Heterolobosea, Eutetramitea, Acrasida, Naegleriidae. Gene Ontology annotation, molecular function: oxidoreductase activity, acting on the CH-OH group of donors, NAD or NADP as acceptor; NAD binding. Bases 1 to 1230 code for a protein of 409 amino acids. The transcript has a single exon.
AUGACUUCCUUCCCCAAAAACAAGAUCAAAGUUUUGCUCUUGGAGAACAUUUCUCAAACAGCGGUUGAUCUCUUCUCACGAGAAACCUUCUCCGUCGAGAGCCUCUCAAAAUCUCUCUCCGAAGAAGAACUCAUCCAAAAACUGAGCACUGAAAACAUUCAUCUGCUCGGAAUUCGUUCCAAGACUAAACUCACAGAAAGAGUCAUUGAGGCUGGAUCCAAAAACAAAUUAAAAGCAGUCGGUUGUUUUUGCAUUGGAACGGACCAAGUGGAUUUAGAGGCAUGCGAGAAGAGAGGAAUUGCUGUGUUCAAUUCUCCCUAUGCCAAUACAAGAUCGGUGGCUGAAUUAGCCAUGGCAGAAAUUGUCAUGUUGGCUCGGAAAGUCCCCGAACAUAUUCAAUCCAUGCAUAAAGGCAAUUGGUACAAGAUUGCCCGAGAUUGCUAUGAGGUGAGAGGAAAGACUCUCGGUAUUGUGGGGUAUGGUCAUGUUGGAAGUCAAUUGGGUUUACUGGCUGAAGGUUUCGGAAUGAGUGUGAUUUACUAUGAUAUUGAACACAAGUUACCAUUGGGUAAUGCCAAACCAGUGGAAAGCUUAGAAAUACUCUUAAAGUCUUCCCAUGUGGUUUCGUUACAUGUUCCUAAAACUGAACAAACCAACAUGAUGAUUAAGGAAGAGCAAAUUCGAAUGAUGCCACCCAAGAGCUUCUUUUUGAAUUUGUCUCGAGGAAGUGUCGUGGAUGUUGAGGCAGUGGCUCGUGCUCUUCGAGAUGGUCACUUGAUUGGUGCUGCCAUUGAUGUCUUUCCAACCGAGCCCAGUAAAGAUGGAGAGGGUGUCUUUGUUUCACCAUUGCAGAACUGCCCAAAUACAAUUCUCACUCCACAUAUUGGUGGAAGUACCAUUGAGGCACAAGACGCCAUCGGUAAGGAAGUGGCACAGAAAUUAAUUCAAUACAUGAAUGAAGGAUGUACGGUGGGCUCUGUGAAUUUCCCACAAAUCAAUCCAGUGCACUAUGAUGGAUGCCAUCGUUUGUUGCACAUUCAUGUAAAUCGACAUGGUGUGUUGAAAUCGAUCAAUGCCUUGCUGCAAGAUUACAAUGUGGUGAGUCAAUUAUUGGGAACUACCAAACAUAUUGGUUACAUGGUGAUUGAGGUCGAUAAGAAUGUGGCUGAUGAGGUUUUUACUCAAAUCAAUGACUUGGAUUGUACCAUUAAGGCAAGAGUGUUGUUUUAA